CGCCCCCAGCACGGCCUGGGUCCUGCGGGCAGCGGGGUCGGGUCCGCGCGGGCCGCGAUGGAGCUGCACAUCCUAGAGCACCGGGUGCGGGUGCUGAGCCUCGCCCGCCCCGGUCUCUGGCUCUACACCCACCCGCUCAUCAAGCUGCUCUUCCUGCCCCGCCGAAGCCGGUGCAAGUUCUUCAGCCUGACGGAGACCCCCGAGGAUUACACGCUCAUGGUGGACGAGGAGGGCUUCAAAGAGCUGCCCCCAUCCGAGUUCCUGCAAGUGGCCGAGGCCACCUGGCUGGUGCUGAACGUGCCGUCCCCCAGUGGCGCGGCCGUGCAGGCUGCCGGGGUCACCAAGAUCGCCCGGUCGGUAAUCGCGCCGCUGGCCGAGCACCACGUGUCGGUGCUGAUGCUGUCCACCUACCAGACAGACUUCAUCCUGGUGAGUUUCCCACCGGUGAGAGAGGUGGGCGGGGAGCCUGUACCGGUUGCCAGGGACGAUUCCAGCAACGGCUUUCCCCGUGCUCAGCAUGGGCCCAGCCCCACGGUGCACCCCAUCCAGAGCCCACAGAACCGAUUCUGCGUCCUCACGCUGGACCCCGAGACUCUGCCAGCCAUCGCCACCACCCUCAUCGACGUCCUCUUCUAUACACAUAGCCCCCCUAGGGAGGCAGCCUCUGGUGGCCCCGGAUCCAGUUCCAUCACCUUCUUUGCCUUCUCCCUCAUCGAAGGCUACAUCUCCAUCGUCAUGGAUGCUGAGACGCAGAAAAAGUUCCCCAGUGACCUGCUGCUGACCAGCUCCUCGGGUGAGCUGUGGAGGAUGGUGCGCAUUGGCGGACAGCCCCUGGGCUUCGAUGAGUGUGGGAUCGUGGCCCAGAUCGCCAGCCCCCUAGCUGCGGCCGACAUCUCCGCCUACUACAUCAGCACCUUCAACUUUGACCAUGCCUUGGUGCCCGAGGACGGCAUCAGCAGCGUCAUCGAGGUCCUCCAGCGCCGGCAGGAUGGCCUGGGCUCAUGAGGCUCCAGGGCUGGGGGGCAACAGCAGCCUCCAGGGUCUCCCCUUGCCCUCUGGCUUCCAAAGACUUCUCAAAGCUGUGUGCUCCAGCUCUGGGACGUUCCCGCCGGGAGGCCCCCUCCUUCCGCUCUGUGUAUGUAAGCUGCGAGCAGACGCCGGCUCUCAACGUGGCUGCCGCGUGUCUGCCCAACACAGGGGAUGUGGUGCUCGGGGAUUCCUCCAGGAAGCCCUCAACCCAUCACUGCCUGUGGGGCCUCGGGGUUUGCACAUUCCCUGCCUGAGGCCUGAGCCUCCACCCUCUCAGCGCCGCCCCGGCUGGGUUGCCUGACCCAGCAAAGGAGUUCUGACCGUGCCUUCCCUUCCUGGGGCCUCCAAGAAAAGUAUUUUUACACCUCUCUCUCUCUCUCUCUCUCUCUUUCCUUUUUAAGUCAACUUGUUAAUAAAGAGCUUCUAGCGAGCA
Messenger RNA from Odocoileus virginianus texanus, 1462 nucleotides. NCBI's taxonomy places the organism in Eukaryota, Metazoa, Chordata, Mammalia, Artiodactyla, Cervidae. The record is from RefSeq and is a predicted model, not a curated record.